CAAGUAUUCAAACAGCAUAGGGUUAUGUUUAGGAUUACAUUAAUGAUAAAGCAUCUGUGCAGUUAACUGUGAAAUAUGAAAAAUAUGCACAAGCAAAGAGGUAUCUAACAGACCUGCUCAUCUUUAGAAGGAUAAAUGUGGACUGGCUGGUGUCAAGGAAUGUGCUGAGUAUUUCUUGUAUUGGAUUUUACACCAAUAAAAACUUUUUCAGUCCAAAAACUGAAUGAGCAUCAUGUCUAAUAAAGGAAAAAGAUCAGAAUGUUUCCUGGGAUUUGUUGCCACUCUGUUCAUUUAUAUGCAGGUGGUGAACUCACAAGGACUUCUUGAAUUUUCAGACAUGGUUUUGGAGUUUAGUGACACAGAUGGAUACAUAAGGGAUAAACGAGACGUGAACACGGAUGUACUAGAAUACGUUAUAAUCAUAGAGGUGAAUGUGUCACAAGCCAUUUAUUUGGAACAAAUCAAAUCAUUACUGAAGUCCAUCAGCUCUAUUGAAAUAGACAAUACCACAGACAUUGAUAGUGUGAAUGUUACGACAGUGUGCAGUUUGAAUGGUUCUGAAUAUCAGUGCAGGUGUGACGAUCAGUAUUUCUGGACAUGUGAAGAGUGUACACUAUAUGGGUCUUGUAAUAAUGUCACCACUUCCUCCUGUAACUGCAUCAAUGCUCUUCCAAAUGAUGGACACUUCUGCCAACCAUUCAAUGAGCUGAAUAACUCAUGUCCAGUGGGCACACCCCGAGAUGAUUAUCUGAUUGAGUUUGAGAUUGACACAGGAGAAACAUUCCUGAAUGAUCUAAGGAUCAUUUUGGAGACACACAGUUUACCCUUAAUAAAUAGUGACAUCAAUAUAAAUGACGUUAACAUAACUACAGUGUGCAGUUUGGCUGGUACUGAAUAUCAGUGCAGGUGUGAGGAUCAGUAUUUCUGGCCAUGUGAAAAAUGUACACUAUAUGGAUCUUGUAAUAACGUAACCAAUUCGUCGUGUGGCUGCAUCAACGCUUUACCAAAUGAUGGACACUUCUGCCAACCAAUCAAUGAGCUGAUGAAUAACGCUGCAUGCCCCACUGAGCCACUCCUAGCUGAUUAUCUGAUUGAGGUUGAGAUUGCUGCAGCAGACGUAAAUAUUCAGUACCUACUGAGGAACCUUUUGGAGAGAAGCAAUUUACCCUUAAUAAACAGUGACAUGAAUAUCACUGACAUUAACAUCACUACAGUGUGCAGUUUGACUGGUACUGAAUAUCAGUGCAGGUGUGAGGAUCAGUAUUUCUGGCCGUGUGAAAAAUGUACACUAUAUGGAUCUUGUAAUAACGUAACCAAUUCGUCGUGUGGCUGCAUCAACGCUUUACCAAAUAAUGGACACUUCUGCCAACCAAUCAAUGAGCUGAUGAAUACCACUGCAUGCCCCACUGAGCCACUCCCAGCUGAUUAUCUGAUUGAGGUUGAGAUUGCUGCAGCAGACGUAAAUAUUCAGUAUCUACUGAGGAACCUUUUGGAGAGAAGCAAUUUACCCUUAAUAAACAGUGACAUGAAUAUCACUGACAUUAAUAUCACUACAGUGUGCAGUUUGGCUGGUACUGAAUAUCAGUGCAGGUGUGAGGAUCAGUAUUUCUGGCCGUGUGAAAAAUGCACACUAUAUGGAUCUUGUAAUAACGUAACCAAUUCGUCGUGUGGAUGCAUCAACGCUUUACCAAAUGAUGGACACUUCUGCCAACCAAUCAAUGAGCUAAUGAAUAACGCUGCAUGCCCCACUGAGCCACUCCCAGCUGAUUAUCUGAUUGAGGUUGAGAUUGCUGCAGCAGACGUAAAUAUUCAGUAUCUACUGAGGAACCUUUUGGAGAGAAGCAAUUUACCCUUAAUAAACAGUGACAUCAAUAUCACUGACAUUAACAUCACUACAGUGUGCAGUUUGACUGGUACAGAAUAUCAGUGCAGGUGUGAGGAUCAGUAUUUCUGGCCGUGUGAAAAAUGUACACAAUAUGGAUCUUGUAAUAACGUAACCAAUUCGUCAUGUGGCUGCAUCAACGCUUUACCAAAUGAUGGACACUUCUGCCAACCAAUCAAUGAGCUGAUGAAUACCACUGCAUGCCCCACUAAGCCACUCCCAGCUGAUUAUCUGAUUGAAGUUGAGAUUGCUGCAGCAGACGUAAAUAUUCAGUACCUACUGAGGAACCUUUUGGAGAGAAGCAAUUUACCCUUAAUAAACAGUGACAUGAAUAUCACUGACAUUAACAUCACUACAGUGUUAAUGGAGUUAUUGUGCAGUUUGACUGGUACUGAAUAUCAGUGCAGGUGUGAGGAUCAGUAUUUCUGGCCGUGUGAAAAAUGCACACUAUAUGGAUCUUGUAAUAACGUAAUCAAUUCGUCGUGUAUCUGCAUCAACGCUUUACCAAAAGAUGGACACUUCUGCCAACCAAUCAAUGAGCUGAUGAAUACCACUGCAUGCCCCACUGAGCCACUUCUAGCUGAUUAUCUGAUUGAGGUUGAGAUUGCUGCAGCAGAUGUAAAUAUUCAGUACCUACUGAGGAACCUUUUGGAGAGAAGCAAUUUACCCUUAAUAAACAGUGACAUGAAUAUCACUGACAUUAACAUCACUACAGUGUGCAGUUUGACUGGUACUGAAUAUCAGUGCAGGUGUGAGGAUCAGUAUUUCUGGCCGUGUGAAAAAUGUACACAAUAUGGAUCUUGUAAUAACGUAACCAAUUUGUCAUGUGGCUGCAUCAACGCUUUACCAAAAGAUGGACACUUCUGCCAACCAAUCAAUGAGCUGAUGAAUAACGCUGCAUGCCCCACUGAGCCACUCCCAGCUGAUUAUCUGAUUGAGGUUGAGAUUGCUGCAGCAGACGUAAAUAUUCAGUACCUACUGAGGAACCUUUUGGAGAGAAGCAAUUUACCCUUAAUAAACAGUGACAUCAAUAUCACUGACAUUAACAUCACUACAGUGUGCAGUUUGACUGGUACUGAAUAUCAGUGCAGGUGUGAGGAUCAGUAUUUCUGGCCGUGUGAAAAAUGCACACUAUAUGGAUCUUGUAAUAACGUAACCAAUUCGUCAUGUGGCUGCAUCAACGCUUUACCAAAAGAUGGACACUUCUGCCAACCAAUUAAUGAGCUGAUGAAUACCACUGCAUGCCCCACUGAGCCACUCCCAGCUGAUUAUCUGAUUGAGGUUGAGAUUGCUGCAGCAGACGUAAAUAUUCAGUAUCUACUGAGGAACCUUUUGGAGAGAAGCAAUUUACCCUUAAUAAACAGUGACAUCAAUAUCACUGACAUUAACAUCACUACAGUGUGCAGUUUGACUGGUACUGAAUAUCAGUGCAGGUGUGAGGAUCAGUAUUUCUGGCCGUGUGAAAAAUGCACACUAUAUGGAUCUUGUAAUAACGUAACCAAUUCGUCAUGUGGCUGCAUCAACGCUUUACCAAAUGAUGGACACUUCUGCCAACCAAUCAAUGAGCUGAUGAAUACCACUACAUGCCCCACUGAGCCACUUCUAGCUGAUUAUCUGAUUGAGGUUGAGAUUGCUGCAGCAGAUGUAAAUAUUCAGUAUCUACUGAGGAACCUUUUGGAGAGAAGUAAUUUACCCUUAAUAAACAGUGACAUGAAUAUCACUGACAUUAACAUCACUACAGUGUGCAGUUUGACUGGUACUGAAUAUCAGUGCAGGUGUGAGGAUCAGUAUUUCUGGCCGUGUGAAAAAUGCACACUAUAUGGAUCUUGUAAUAACGUAACCAAUUCGUCAUGUGGCUGCAUCAACGCUUUACCAAAAGAUGGACACUUCUGCCAACCAAUCAAUGAGCUGCUGAAUACCACUGCAUGCCCCACUGAGCCACUCCCAGUUCUCCAAGCUGAUUAUCUGAUUGAGGUUGAGAUUGCGGCAGCAGACGUAAAUAUUCAGUAUCUACUGAGGAACCUUUUGGAGAGAAGCAAUUUACCCUUAAUAAACAGUGACAUGAAUAUCACUGACAUUAACAUCACUACAGUGUGCAGUUUGACUGGUACUGAAUAUCAGUGCAGGUGUGAGGAUCAGUAUUUCUGGCCGUGUGAAAAAUGCACACUAUAUGGAUCUUGUAAUAACAUAACCAAUUCGUCAUGUGGCUGCAUCAACGCUUUACCAAAUGAUGGACACUUCUGCCAACCAAUCAAUGAGCUGAUGAAUAAUGCUGCAUGCCCCACUGAGCCACUCCCAGCUGAUUAUCUGAUUGAGGUUGAGAUUGCUGCAGCAGACGUAAAUAUUCAGUACCUACUGAGGAACCUUUUGGAGAGAAGCAAUUUACCCUUAAUAAACAGUGACAUGAAUAUCACUGACAUUAACAUCACUACAGUGUGCAGUUUGACUGGUACUGAAUAUCAGUGCAGGUGUGAGGAUCAAUAUUUCUGGCCAUGUGAAAAAUGUACACUAUAUGGAUCUUGUAAUAACGUAAUCAAUUCGUCGUGUAUCUGCAUCAACACUUUACCAAAAGAUGGACACUUCUGCCAACCAAUCAAUGAGCUAAUGAAUACCACUGCAUGCCCCACUGAGCCACUCCCAGCUGAUUAUAUGAUUGAGUUUGAGAUUGAUGCAGAAGACAUAAUGGUCCAGAAUCUAUUGAGGAGCCUUUUGGGGACAAACAGUUUACCCUUAAUAAACAGUGAUAUCAGUAUCACUGACAUUACCAUCACUACAGUGUGCAGUUUGGCUGGUACUGAAUAUCAGUGCAGGUGUGAGGAUCAGUAUUUCUGGCCGUGUGAAAAAUGUACACUAUAUGGAUCUUGUAAUAACGUAACCAAUUCGUCGUGUGGAUGCAUCAACGCUUUACCAAAUGAUGGACACUUCUGCCAACCAAUCAAUGAGCUGAUAAAUAACGCUGCAUGCCUCACUAAGCCACUUCCAGCUGAUUAUAUGAUUGAGUUUGAGAUUGAUGCAGUAGACAUAAUGGUCCAGAAUCUGUUGAGGAGCCUUUCGGGGACAAACAGUUUAUUCUUAAUAAACAGUGACAUCAGUAUCACUGACAUUAACAUCACUACAGUGUGCAGUUUGAUUGGUGCUACAUAUCAUUGCAGUUGUGAGAAUCAGUAUUUCUGGCCGUGUGAAAAAUGCACAUUAUAUGGAUCUUGUAAUAACGACACAGAAUCCUCAUGUAGCUGCAUUAAUGCUUUUCCAAAUGAUGGACAAUUCUGCCAACCAAUCAAUGAGCUGAUAAAUAACCAUACAUGUUCAGCUACAACCACCACAGCAUCCACACCUACCUCAGCAUCCACACCUACCUCAGCAUCCACACCCACCUCAGCAUCCACACCGACCUCAGCAUCCACACCGACCUCAGCAUCCACACCCACCUCAGCAUCCACACCCACCUCAGCAUCCACACCUACCUCAGCAUCCACACCCACCUCAGCAUCCACACCUACCUCAGCAUCCACACCCACCUCAGCAUCCACACCGACUUCUAUAACAACUAUAACCACCACCGUCUCAGCAUCCACUUCAGUUACUACAAUUCAAACCAACGUUCCCAUAAUCACCACAACUCCAACCAUCCAUAUAUUAACUUUCUCAAUGGUAAUAAAUGAAAAUUUUGACCUUUUACUCACUGACACAUCCAGUACAAAAUACAAAACAUAUAAAACAACAAUCGAGAAUUCAAUUAAUAAAAGUUACAGUACUGUACCUGGCCAUCAGGCCAACUCGGCAACAGUGACUAACUUCAGGCCUGGCAGUGUGAUUACAGACUUUACUAUUAAAGCAACAAGUACCAGCCUUGACUUGGUAUCAGCAAACCAAAACCUUGCUAGCAGUCUCCGUUCUCAGGGAUUUAAUGUGAGCGAUAAUGCGUUCAGUCAAAGUGUGAAAGAUGGACUAUAUCAAAGUAAUGGCAUUAUCUAUCCUGGGACAAAUCUCAAUCUCUCCUGCAAUCCACCUGUGCUUAAUGGUAUACAAUGGACCCUGAAUGGGGCUCCAUUAAGCGAAUCAAGUAAUAUCCUUCUACUGAACAAUGCCACUUCAAGUAACAGUGGUCAAUAUGCCUGCAGUACAACAGUAAACUCUCUGCCCUAUGUUAUCUGGCAAACCAUCACAAUUCAGCCGUACCCUAAUAUCGAAGUGAGCACUGACAAAACUUUACAAUGUAAGACUGAUACAAUUCCACUGAAGUGUUGUGUUCAGUUGAUGUAUCAACUGGAAUGGGGCACAGCAUGCAGCUCACCUUCAACAGACCCAACAACAGGCUGCAUAUUCUGUAACUAUCCAGUUAACCAAAAGCAGUGUGAGACUAAUGGCCAAAACAUACAGGUCUCAUGCCAACUCAAAACUCCCAUCAGUGGAAUUACAAAUCCAUCUUACAACUCAAAAAGCAUUACACUAAAUAUAAUAAACAAAAAAUUUUACUGCUCUGAUUCUGUAUUUGGAGCUGGAAAUCUGGGAGACACACACAACGGAGACUGUGGUGAAAACAUGGUUGGCUAUCAAGUAGCUCAGUGUAAUACAUCAAACCUCUGGAACAUCAUAGAAGACCACUGUGUCCUGCUUAUUUUUGUUUUGUUAAAAGAAGAAUCUAAGACUGUACCCUUGGAAAACAUCCCACAGUUUAUGUUCAACAUCAGCAGUAAUGUUACAUCAGAGAUUAAAAACAUUGUUAAAUCUCCAGAUACCAUAUUAACACUUGUAGAAACACUGACAACCAUUUCCAGUCGCUGUCAAGCAAUUUCAAUCAAUCAACCAGUUAUGACAGAUUUCCUAAAAAUAACUGAUGUCAUUGGAUCAGAAGGUGCACAAAAUUCAUGGGUGAUUUUAAACAAGAACAAUACAACAAUGAAUGCCAGUUCUGUACUUCUGAACUCCAUUGAAAGCAUUGCACGCAGACUUUUGGAUGACAACACCACGAUAACAACAAACUUGUCUUCUUUUAAUAAACUGACAUUUUCUUCCGUUACAACCUCCUUUUCUGGAACAUUUGGAAAAAAUUCAACUACCCAAAUAAAUAUUCCCAUGACUAAGGCCAGUAUGUCCCUCACAGUCAUAAUAUCUUUGGCUUUUAACAACAUCUUACCUGUUCGAAAUCUGACCUACAAUAACAGCAGUCAGAAUGACACCAAGAUCAAUGGAGACGUAGCUGUGAUUGAGACAAACUCAACAAUUAACAACAUCUCUCUCUCUUUUGAUGUCAUAAAUACUACAUUGGGAAAACCUCAGUGUGUCUUCUGGAACUUUAAUCUUCUGAAUGGUGUUGGUGGAUGGGACUCAACUGGAUGUCAGUUAAAGCUAUUUGGGAAUGAAACUAAAAGAUACACAUGUGAGUGCAAUCACACAACUUCUUUUUCAAUCCUGAUGUCACCAUUUACGCUGGAUGAAGUCCAAGCCCUAAUCUUAGACUAUAUAACCUACAUCGGUGUUGGCAUUUCAAUGGGCAGCUUGGUUUUGUGUCUCAUCAUUGAAAUCAUCAUAUGGAAAUCAGUGACACGAAAUGACACAUCCUACAUGCGUCAUGUCUCCAUAGUCAACAUCGCUGUCUCACUUUUGAUUGCAAACAUUUGCUUCAUCAUUGGAGCAGCUGUUGUUAAACAAGAGGGUCCCUGUAGUACAGCAACAUUCUUCAUGCACUUCUUUUAUCUUGCCCUUUUCUUCUGGAUGUUGCUGUCAGCACUUUUGCUCCUCUACCGCACCCUCAUGGUCUUUUCCAGAAUGACCAGAGGAGCAAUGAUGGCCAUAGGCUUCACUGUCGGCUAUGGAGCCCCGUUAAUUAUAGCUGUCGUUACUGUGGCAUCUACAGCUGGAGGCAAAGGAUACAUUCAACAAGGUUACAAUUGUUGGCUGAACUGGAAUAAAACAAAGGCUCUCCUGGCAUUUGUGAUUCCCGCUCUGACGAUUGUAGCUAUAAACCUCCUGGUGCUUAUUGUGGUUCUGUGUAAGAUGUUGAGGAGAGGAGUUAAUGCUUCCACUCAGCCAGAUGAGAAACAUCCCCUAGUUGUCAUUGCUAGAUGUGUGGCGAUUUUAACACCUCUCUUUGGUCUAACGUGGGGAUUCGGCAUUGGGACCUUGGUGUCAGGGAACUUUGGAAUUCAUGUCGUGUUUGCAUUCUUUAAUUCACUGCAGGGUUUCUUUAUUUUGGUAUUUGGAACAUUACUGGAUAGUAAGGUCCGAGAAGCAUUGGCAGGAAAGUUUUUACUGAGGAGCUUAAGUUCUGGCCAGACUAGGAGUACGACUGCAGGACCAUCAUCCUCAAGUGGAUUUCCUUUAUUUCAAAGACUACGGCAGAGAAAUGUUUAUAAUAUAUCGAGUGGCAGCAAUAUGUCUUCAAGCAACUCAGAUACAGCUAAUUGACACCUAAACUAAACACCCAUGUUAUAAGGAUCUGUUUAACUGCAAACAUCAAACACAAUACAGUAGUCUGGACUUCUGCCUCAAAUACGUCUAGUGCUUCUUAUUUCUAUUUCUGAAAUGUAUUCUGCUUUGACUUUCUUCAUCAGCUAGGUACAAAUAUAGUUCCAUAGUUUUAACACCCACAAGGAUACACAGAAAACUUCAAAACAUACAGUUUUUUCACGUCAAAAGUCUUCUUUGUAAACUUCAUUAUUUGAUUUUUUUUAACCCCAAAAAAUGAUCAGAUAUUUUCUCUCUUAUUCCCAAAAAUACUGUAUAUGCUCUAUUUCCACUGUUGCUCUACAAAAUGCUUUGUCGUUAUUUCAUAUCUUAUGUACCUUAUAUUGACUGACAUUUACCUUGAUUAAUCACAUACUACUAUUAUACUAAUUUACUAAAAUUUUGCAUUUUAGCAAUAAUGCAAUUUUGGGGUAAAACAAACAGGCUGGUCUUAAACAGAUAUGUGCAAUUUGUUAAUGGUUAAAUUAAUUUUAAGAGUCAAAGGGAAACAACUGUUGCUGCUGAAAAAGUGUAAUUAAAGUCAAUUGCCAUCAUUAUAUCAUCCUUUAUACACAAUUUGUUUUACUACAUACUGUCACAGCCACCUCUAGGGAUCCUCCAUCGUCUCACCUGGAAUUCUACAACCCAAGCAUAAUUUUUUUGUUUUAGCUUUUGUGUCUUGGAUUGCAUUUUGGUUGUAUGCCUUUCUCCUUAAUUGGACUUUGUCUGUUUAAUAACCUGUCAAUUUUGGAUGUAGAGCUGUAUUGAUGUAAGAUUUAAAUAAAUACUUCUCAACAAAUGAA
Messenger RNA from Tachysurus vachellii, 9132 nucleotides. RefSeq lists its product as uncharacterized. Gene Ontology annotation, molecular function: G protein-coupled receptor activity. The coding region runs from base 224 to 8290 and encodes 2688 amino acids. The record is from RefSeq and is a predicted model, not a curated record. Gene Ontology annotation, cellular component: membrane. The transcript is spliced from 61 exons. Gene Ontology annotation, biological process: cell surface receptor signaling pathway; G protein-coupled receptor signaling pathway. NCBI's taxonomy places the organism in Eukaryota, Metazoa, Chordata, Actinopteri, Siluriformes, Bagridae.